This is a messenger RNA of Colletotrichum chrysophilum, 387 nucleotides long. RefSeq lists its product as uncharacterized. Lineage: Eukaryota; Fungi; Ascomycota; Sordariomycetes; Glomerellales; Glomerellaceae. The transcript has a single exon. The record is from RefSeq and is a predicted model, not a curated record. Bases 1 to 387 code for a protein of 128 amino acids.
AUGGCUCAUCCCGACCGCUGGGUGCCUCUGAAAAUACUUGCCGCGCGGAAGGGCACCGACAAGAGAGGCACAUUUGUUGUACAGUACGAGACGCGGUUUGUGGGACGCACCGAGGCAGCCUGGGUUGCCGCCACCAAGGUGGGCAGAGUGUUGAUUGCCGAGUUUUGGGAGUCGUACAAGGCGCACAGUGGCCGCUCUCAGGAAGAUUGGCUAGAAGGCCGCAAGCUAUCGAAAAGUGCGGUUGAUUCUCCUUGGCUUGAGAAGAACUGCAAGUCGCUGGAAGACAAGGGAUCAGCCAGACCGAACCGCAAGAAGCGGACUGGCGGGAAGCACGAAGAGAACGAGGAUGAUCUUCAAGAGUGGUUCCCUGCCCUGACGCACCACUGA